This is a messenger RNA of Colletotrichum navitas, 2023 nucleotides long. Its product is annotated as phosphotransferase enzyme family-domain-containing protein. The record is from RefSeq and is a predicted model, not a curated record. The coding region runs from base 437 to 1768 and encodes 443 amino acids. The transcript has a single exon. NCBI's taxonomy places the organism in Eukaryota, Fungi, Ascomycota, Sordariomycetes, Glomerellales, Glomerellaceae.
UCUCAAGUCCUAUCAAAAGCCGUCAGUCUGUACCAGCCUACUCAGCCAAUGGCUUCCCCGCUGAUGCUGUAUUAUCCACAGAGCUGUUGAGCUCAGGUAUCAUGCAUCUUUGCUCCCGAAGACGGCGGCGAUGAAGUCUUUCCAUGUGCCCAACGCCAACUACAAACGCCAGCCAAGUGAGCUCCUUUCCGUUGGACCUCACUGUACUUACACCAACCCGCGAGCUCGCACAACCGAAGCUUAUCCGAUUGGAUCAAGCAACGUACUUGACCAGAAAAGUUUCCCAACCACCUGGAUUGAUUCCACGGGCAAGGCCAUCGACCAACAUCACUGCAAGACAAAUGACCGGCAGAACACGUCAUGAACACAGAAAGUGCCUCUGUUCGACGACCGACACCAUAGUCAGCUGCCCGAACGACUACACCACGUUACUGCCAUGAUGUCCAGACCGACCCGAGACGGACUGGCCUGGGAGGAUGGCGGCUUCGAACUUGAGCCACGCUGGACACGAGAGCCCUCAGUGACGGCGAUCGAGAAAGUAUGCCGCCAACAGCUAAAUAUCCAGGGCGCCGACAACUGUGACGUCUCUUUCUAUUCAGCAGGCGCAUUCAACAAGCUCUAUCUUGUCCAGACCAGUGGCAACAAAGUGCUCAUGCGCGUGUCUCUCCCGGUAGACCCCGGCGACAAGACUCGCGGCGAGGUAGCAACUCUGCACUGGCUUCGACGCUGGACCAGCACUCCGGUUCCUCGUGUGUUCGCCUUUGACGAUUCCAACGACAACGAGAUCGGGUUUGAGUGGAUCCUGAUGGAGUUGAUGCCGGGCAAGUCAGCCUACAAGCAAUGGCGAGGCAUGUCCAUGGAACAGAAAACUCGCUUGGUUGAAAAAGUCGCCGAAUUUCAGGGCGAUAUUCUCAGCCAAUGCAAGGGAUUCCGAAGCAUAGGAACCCUUCGUCCCGACGCAAUCAAAGACAAAGAGGAGCAGAAAGAGCAGCAAGAAGCAGAAUACCACGUCAAACCAAGCAAAUAUGUAUCUCUUGUCUUCUUUUGGGGCGACAACUACGAAUACGAUGUUCCUCGAGGUCCGUUUCGCUCCAGCCAUGACUGGCUCAGCUCCUUCCUCAGCAUCGUCAUCCUUGACUACAAGAAAAGUCUACAAGAAGCGGAAGACGAAGAAGACAGAGAAUAUGCUCAGUUAGGCGUGGACGUCUCACAGAAGCUUCUGACCCUGCUGCCCAAGAUCUUCCCCGUCCUCCAGCACCCGCCCGAACAAACCUUUCUCUGGCACGACGAUCUGUCUUUGCAGAACAUCCUGGUGGACGAUGACGGUAGCAUCACUGCCGUGCUGGACUGGGAGUGUGUCUCUACGAUGCCUUCGUGGGUCGUCACGCAGGCGCCCAAGUUUCUAAACGGGGCGCCAAGGGAGGAGGAGCCAGACCGCGACCGAUACGGCGACGCGAGCCCAGGAGAAAACGGAGGCCACAGCGACGAAGAUGAUGAGGAGUUGGACAACGAGGGGAAGACUCUGCUGUACUGGGUUCACUUGAUGGAGUACGAGCAGACGCAGCUGAGGAAGGUCUACGCGGCGCGGAUGCAGCAGUCGCACCCCGACUGGGCGACGAGAGUCGAGGAUUGCUCCUUGAAGACGGAUUUUCUCGAGGCCGUCCAUCGCUGCAGGGGUGGCUUUCAUCUGGAGCGCAUCUCUCAGUGGGUUGAUGCAGUCAUGCAAGGAAACUUUCCGCGUCUUGCGGAAGCUCUUCAGCAGGGAUGAUGGUGAUGAUUAUAAAACAUGAGUGAAUUUCACUCGUUCCGCACUCUAUCAUGUUGGCGGGACACAGGAAAGCCGGAUCUGCCGAGGGCGGACGUCUCCUGCAACCGGACCCCGUCCGCUAUAGUUCGGGAUUUCCAAACGAUUAGAAUGAAAAGGGCCAGACGCCGUUGGCGACCAGAAGCACCCGUAUUCCAGUACAUUGCUCCGUAUCAUGAAUAAGAAGGCUCUCCGUACCCCUGUCCUUCCAUCCAAUUC